GCUCACAUGUCAGAAUAAUUAUCUGUCAUUUCAAAACAAGAGGCGUAUCGUGUCAUGCGAGGCUGCGCUGUUAGUGACGUAAUCAGCUAACCGCUCUCCGAUUGGUCCUUUGCUUCCAGUUUAAAAAGUAGCCCGCGGUGGGCAGCCUAGCGUUAGCGACAACGCACCGUCUGCUGAAUAAAAGAUAUACAGAGGCCCUGUGGGUUUUGUCGGUCGUCUGGUUGUGGCUAAUGCUAACAACAACGGCAACACACCGCCAUUCAUGCUAACUGCAGAAAUCUGAGUAAGCGUGUGUUUGCUGGUGUGUUAGCCAGCCAAGAUGAUGGAGUCUUGUUUAGCUGGGAAGCCGGAGAGAGUCGGCCCAGUGGAGGUGGGCAACAUCAAGCGGGACCUGCUGGAGGAAUUCUCUGCUCUGCCAAAGCCGGACGAAGUUCCCACCCAGUCGGAGAACCUGCAGGUCUACCUGAGGGUUCGACCUUUCACAGCAGCUGAGAAUGGAGAGUCGCAGGACUGCGUGACCAUUGAGGGACCAGACACUGUGGUCCUCAAAGCUCCUAGGUCCAGUCAAUCAAACCGACAGGGUGACAAGCUCCUCCCACAAACCGCUCAAAGGUUUACCUUCACACAGGUGUUUGGGCCAGAUGCCAGCCAGAGGAGAGUUUUUGAAGGGUCAGUCCACGGUUUAGUCCGAGAUGUUCUGGAAGGAGAAAACUGCCUGGUGUUCACUUAUGGAGUCACCAAUGCUGGAAAAACCUUCACGUUCCUCGGUCCAGACCAUGACAGUGGUCUACUGCCCAGGUCGCUGUGGGUCAUCUUCAACAGCAUUGAAGGUCGUCUGUACACACGCUGCGACCUGAAACCUCAGCGCUGUCGAGACUUCAGCCGACUGACUCCGGAUCAGCAGACAGCUGAGAGCAGCAGCAAGAAGAAUCUGUUCAGGAUGCUUAAAGAGAAUGUGACGUCUGCUCGAUCGACUUUUCUUGACAGCUCUUCUCUCAGCUCUGACUGCAGUGUCAACAGUGUCGGUGAUGGCGAAAAGUUCUGUCUGGACGUCCCCUCAACUGUUGGCUUCUCAGUUUGGGUUUCAUUCUGUGAGAUUUACAAUGACAACAUUCACGACCUACUGGACCAGGUCCCUGGACACGUCAAGAGGACGGUGCUCCGUCUGUCUCAGGACGUCAGAGGAAACUCCUUCAUCAAAGACCUGAAGUGGAUCCAGGUGAACAGUUCUGAAGAGGCCUACAGGGUGAUGAAGAUUGGAAAGAAGAACCAGAGCUGCUACUCCACCAGGCUUAACCAUCUGUCCAGCAGGAGCCACAGCAUCUUCUCCAUCAGGAUCCUCAGAGUGGACCACAGCGGUGUUCCCAGAGUCCUCGGCAUUAGCGAGCUUGCGCUGUGCGACCUGGCCGGCUCAGAGCGCUGCUCUCGCACACACAACACGGGAGAGCGCCUGAAGGAGGCAGGAAACAUCAACAGCUCCCUGUUGACACUCGGGAAGUGCAUCAGUGCCAUGAGGCUCAACCAGCACGCCAAGUUCCAGCACCAUGUCCCCUUCAGGGAGUCCAAGUUGACCCAUUUCCUGCAGUUCUUCUUCUGUGGUGCUGGCAAGGUGACCAUGGUGGUCAACAUUAACCAGAGCUCCUCCUGCAUGGACGAGACACUCAAUGUCCUCAAGUUCUCCGCCCUUGCCCAGAAGGUGGUAGUGUUGAACACCAGGCCCGUCAGCCUGGACGCCGCCUCCCACAGGUCGGCCAUGGAACUGUCCAUCCUCAUCGAUGGGGCCGACCAGCGCCGGAACAUGAUGGGGCGUGGCCGCAAGAGCUCGCUGCUCCCCUGGGAGACCAGUCUAGAAGACGUGCCAGAGGAUGAGUACGGUGAAGGGUCGGUGGUGGACGAAGAGUCAGAGGAGGAGAGUGCGAUGGAGAGAACGGUGCUGGAGGCUGGAGAAGGGGAGGAGAAUAAGACCAUUGAGGAAGAGGAGGAGUCGGACAGGGAGGCAGCGUUGCGUUUAGUCCUGGAGGCUCAGAUAAGAGAAGAAGUCAGCGCUGAGUUCAUGGAGCUCUUCAGCAAGAUGGAGAAAGACUACAGCGAGCGUCUGGAGAAGGAGAGGGAGGUCCUGGAAGAGCGUGCUGAGAAGAAACUGGAGAUACUGAAGAACCUGGUCAGCAAGACUGCAAACUUGUCCGAUAGCGUCUUAUGUCCCGCCAAGGAGGAGCAGGCGGCACUGCUGGAGGGAAUCAUCAGCUCUGUGAGCGAAGACCUGGAGAAGAUCAGAGCAGAUGCUCAGAGCGUGCACCAGUGUCUGAGUGAGCACACGCAUGUUGCAGAGCUGGAGGAGCGACAGUCAUGUGACCAAAGGCUGCAAGCCAUCGAGCUUGUGGACACCAGGACACCCAGGACGUCUGAGCCGAUGGACACGAGCCAGCUGGAAGACCACCACGUCCCGGAUCAUGCCACACACAGGGAGCGUCUGGACUUUGACACGAAGCGCUGCCGUAAUGAGGAAGAUGAGGGCGGAAGGAUGAGCACCAAGAUAGUGCUGCUGGAGGAAAACCACAGGAAGGAGCUGAGAGAGAGCCAAGAGAAGAGGACGGAGUUGGAGGCGGCGCUAAAGCGGCAGCAGGAAGAAGUGCAGACGUUGAAGGAGGAGAUGCAGAAGUUAACAGCAGCCCAAGUGGACGAGUGUCCAAACUGCGACUCCGUCUUUUCAUCUCUCGAGCUGGAGCGGCGGGAAAUGUCCAGACUGACGAAGGAGAACAAAGCUUUGGUGAACGGCAUCUUCCAGCUGCAGACAGAGGUGACCGACCUUCAGCAGCAGCUCAGACGGGAGACCGAAGGAGUCGCCAGCAUGUCUGAGCAGCUCGCCGCCGUGAAGGCCUGCCUCCAGGGCAGAGAGAGCCAAUCAGCAGUGAAAGCCCACACAUUAAACAGUCGGGAAGUCAAGGAGGGGGAGGGGCUUAGUGCCGUCACCAGCGUGUUCCACGCCAACAUGGCUGAGCUGAGAAAGGAGAGCCAGGCGGCGCUGGAAAAAUCCGCCCAAAAAUCCAAACUGAUCCAAGAACUGCAGCAGGAGAAGAAUCAACUGGAGGAGAGACUGACGCUCAGCGAUGAGAAGUGUGAUCAGCUCAGCCAGGAACUGGCCAAUCAGAAAGGAGAACACUCCCGGCAGCUGCAGAGCCUGAGGGCGGAGCUUGAGCUAGAAGGAGGAGCUCUGCGCAGGAAGCUGGAGGAGUCUGCGAGAGAGGAGGAGACGAGGAAGACUGAGGACCAAAAACGGAUAGGAGAACUGCAGCGAGUGCUGUGCGAGAGGGAGAACCUUCUGGAAGAACUUGUGAGGCAGAGUGACACAAUGAGACAAGAACUGGAGCGUGUGAAGGAAGAGCUGCAGAGCAGGGAGGCGGAGGAGCGUAAGGAGAACGAGGAGCCGAGGACGGAAGAGAAGCGGCCGCUGCAGGAGAGGAAGCACAGACGGCGACAGGAAGUGGACCAAAGCAAAGAGCUAGAGACCACGACGGGGCCGACGGAGUACCACAUGCAGGAAUGCGUUCUUCAUGUCGCUGCUUUGAGGAACGACGUGGCCGACAUGCAGACGUCAAAAGACAAAAGCGCAGCCAGGAAGAGGAAGAGCUGUGAGGUGGAGGGGUUGGCGUCAAGCGCCAGCAAGCGAAACAGGCGAAGAGCGAACAUGAGAAACUUGACACAGCAAACACUCGACACACUGAAGAUGCACACGCUCACAGAUGUGAUCCCCAAGUCGCCGCCUGCGCUACUCUGCACAGCUGAAACAAACGUCAUCGCCACAGUGAGCAAACCCAAGAGAGGACGGAAGAAGCUGUACAAGGAUGAUUGCACGCAGCUGCUCAUCUCUCCAAACAUGGCGUUCGAAGGGGCAGACGAGGCCAAGGAGAGCGACCACGUGAUCAUCAAGCGCCAACUGCGCUCCAAGACCAGCAGGAAGUGAUGUCACCAGACCGAGCGGCGCUGCUGAAAAGUUAUCGUGAAGAGUUUAAAUAAAUGUUUUUUAUUUUGUAAAUUCGGGAUGUUUGUGUUGCUGGGGGGGGUCUUGAAAGCGCAACAACUUUUUUGACUGGAAGAAAAUAAAACAGAUUUGCACCUCCU
Molecule: messenger RNA, 4119 nt
Organism: Dunckerocampus dactyliophorus (ringed pipefish)
Lineage: Eukaryota; Metazoa; Chordata; Actinopteri; Syngnathiformes; Syngnathidae
Product: kinesin-like protein KIF20B
Exons: 33
Coding region: 320-3961 (1213 amino acids)
Biological process (GO): microtubule-based movement; mitotic spindle assembly
Cellular component (GO): spindle microtubule; nucleus
Molecular function (GO): plus-end-directed microtubule motor activity; microtubule binding; ATP binding
Source: RefSeq, a predicted model, not a curated record